Penicillium roqueforti is the source of this 1407-nucleotide messenger RNA. Its product is annotated as FAD-dependent oxidoreductase. NCBI's taxonomy places the organism in Eukaryota, Fungi, Ascomycota, Eurotiomycetes, Eurotiales, Aspergillaceae. The record is from RefSeq and is a predicted model, not a curated record. Bases 1 to 1407 code for a protein of 468 amino acids. Gene Ontology annotation, molecular function: FAD binding. The transcript is spliced from 3 exons.
AUGAGCAAGUCAGAGUUCCAAGUAAUCAUUGUCGGCGGAUCAAUCGGAGGCUUGACUCUGGCACAUUGCCUACAACGCGCCGGGAUUGACCAUGUUGUCCUUGAGAAAGCGGGCAAUCCAGCACCCCAAAUUGGGGCAUCGAUCGGCAUUUUCCCAAAUGGAGCUCUCAUUCUUGAUCAACUCCAACUGUAUGAGUUGGUCGAGAAACACAUUGAGCAUCUGAGCAUAGCAACCAUCCGCUAUCCCGACGGUUACAGCUUUCAAAGCUCUUUUCCCAAGGUCCUAAGUGAAAGGUUCGGUUACCCGAUCGCAUUCCUAGAUCGACAGAAGAUGCUUGAAAUCCUCUACCACGGCUACCCAGAUCAUCAGAAAAUCUGCCUGGACGAAAGAGUGACAAAAAUUGAACCUUGCGGUGAUACGGUUAUAGUGAGCACGGGCAACGGCUCUGUCUAUCGAGGGCACCUUGUCGUCGGCGCAGAUGGCGUCCACAGCAAAGUUCGGCAGGAAAUCUGGAACGCGGUUGAGAAGGCUGGCUCGGGAGCGGCAAUUGAGAGAUUCGGUCUCACGGCGGAAUUUCGCUGCAUCUUCGGCAUCUCCUCCCCCAUCCAAGGAUUGAUUAUAGGAGAGCAGGUGAAUGCAUUAUUUGAUGGUUUGACCAUCAUUACGAUCCAUGGAAAAAAUGGGCGCGUGUAUUGGUUCGUCAUACAGAAGUUGGAUCAGAAAUAUACUUACCCGAACUGCCCUCGCUACAUGACAGGCGACAUUGAAAUUGCAGCAGAGGAACUGAGAAGUAUAGUAUUCUACAAAGACCUCGAGUUUGGGCAACUGUGGGAGAAUCGUGAGACAGCCUCCAUGACCGUCUUGGAGGAACACAUCUUUGAAACCUGGCAUCAUGACCGGCUAGUUCUUCUGGGCGACAGUGCUCACAAGAUAACUCCUAAUAUCGGACAGGGCGCCAAUAUGGCAAUAGAGGAUGCCGCAGCUCUGGCAAAUCUACUGCAAAGAUUACGGAAGGGCUCGGGAAGUUGGCCUCCCACAGAUGGACAGGUGGAGGCUCUUUUGAAUCAAUAUCGCAAUAUUCGCCAUGGCCGCGUCAAGUCAGUCUACAAAAGCUCCCGCUUUUUGGUCCGCCUACAUGCUCGAGAUAGCUUACUUAAGACUCUUCUUGGUCGAUACUGUGUACCAUAUGCCGGCGACUUGCCGGCGUAUAUCGGAUCCAAAUCUAUUGCCGACGGGGUGAUGUGUGAUUUCCUGCCUCCCCCAAGGCGUGGUGGAGGCGGGUGGGAGAGAUAUCGGACUAAGGACUUGAAUUGGGGGUGGAUUCAAGCUACCUUGUAUAUCAUCAUCUUUACUGUUCUGUAUACAUCUAUCAACCGGUAUUGGGGUAUGGCGGUCGAGAUAAAUUGA